This is a messenger RNA of Durio zibethinus, 2434 nucleotides long. Its product is annotated as Pentatricopeptide repeat (PPR) superfamily protein. Lineage: Eukaryota; Viridiplantae; Streptophyta; Magnoliopsida; Malvales; Malvaceae. Gene Ontology annotation, molecular function: protein binding. The record is from RefSeq and is a predicted model, not a curated record.
GUUCUUGUUCUCUGCAACAGCGUCCUUGUUUUCUUCAGUCCGAGUCUUUUGCAGUUCAGAUUCAAACCCUUCAAAGCAGAUUGGCCCCUCUAGUUUAAGGUACUUCUUUUUGUUAGUUUCAUUUUUGUUUCCUGAAUUCAGGAAGUGAAAUUUUGAGCUUCAGUUUUUAAUCAUGUACUUAAGAGAAGGACGUUCUCUAUUGCUGAAAGUUAGGAAACCUUCAAUCCCAUUUAUUUUAAACACAAACCCACUUUUAAAACCCAACAAAGAGUCCCAAACUGAACAAAACCAAAACCAAUUCGAAGAAUCCCAAGUACUGAACGUAUUAAAACAAGAACCCAACAUUUCUUUAGCUUUACAUUAUUUCAAAUCCAUAGCCAAUUCAAAUUCCUUUAAACACACCCUGAAAACAUACCAAUGCAUGGUCCAUAAGCUUGCACUUGAAUCUGAAAUAGAUGGUAUCCAAUAUCUUUUACAACAGAUGAAGUUAGAAGGAAUUAGCUGUAGUGAGGACUUGUUUGUAAUUGUGAUUGAUUCUUAUCACCAAAAGGGGUUAGGUGAACAAGCUUUGAAAAUGUUUUAUAGGAUAAAGGAAUUUGGUUGUGAACCAACGGUUAAGAUUUAUAACCAUGUUUUGGAUGCAUUGCUUAGUGAAAAAAGGUUUUCCAUGAUUCAUCCGAUAUAUGGUAAUAUGAAGAGAGAUGGUUUGGAGCCGAAUUUGCAGACUUAUAAUAUUCUUUUGAAAGCUUUGUGUAUGAAUAAUAAGAUAGAUAGUGCUUGCAAGUUGAUAAAUGAAAUGGCAAGCGUGGGGUAUUCUCCAGAUGCUAUGUGCUAUACCACUAUAAUUUCUUCAAUGUGUAAGCUUGGUAAGGUUGAAGAAGCAAGGGAGCUCGUGAUGAGAUUUAGAUCAUAUGUGAGUGUGUAUAAUGCUUUGAUAAGUGGAUUUUGUGGGGAAUACAAGCUUAAGGAGGCCCUUGGUUUGUUAGAAGAAAUGUUGGUGGAGGGAUUAGACCCUGAUGUUAGAACGUAUUCGAUGAUUAUCAGUUCCCUUUCUAGUGUGGGAAAUGUUGAGUUGUCGCUUGCAGUUUUUGCCAAGAUGUUUGUGAGAGGAUGCAGCCCCAAUAUCUACACCUUUUCUUCCUUGAUAAAGGGGUAUUUCAUGGCAGGAAAGGUGCAUGAAGCGUUUGACUUCUGGAACCAGAUGAUUAGAGAGGGACUUGAAGCAAAUGUGGUUGUCUAUAACACUGUAAUACAUGGUCUCUGCUUAAAUGGAAAGGUGGGUGAGGCUUUAUCUGUCUCCUAUCAGAUGGAGGAAAAUGGCUGCCCUCCAAAUGUAACCUCAUAUAGCUCUCUUAUUAAUGGAUUUGCAAAGGUUAGUGACUUGGUUGGUGCAUCUGAAACAUGGAACAGAAUGAUGACUAAUGGUUGUCAUCCCAACGUUGUGGCAUACACCAGCAUGGUGGAUGUCCUUUGUCGGCAUUGCAUGUUUGACCAAGCUCAUUCUCUUAUAGAGAAGAUGGCAUUGGAAAACUGUUCUCCUAACACAGUUACUUUCAACGCAUUUAUCAAAGGUUUAUGUAGUAGUGGAAGAAUUGAUUGGGCAAUAAAAGCACUGGAUCAAAUGAGGAAUUAUGGUUGUGCACCUAACAUCAUAACAUAUAAUGAGCUACUGGAUGGUCUCAUCAAAGUAAAUAGACUAGAAGAAGCAUUUGAGCUUGUGAGGGAGAUUGAAGAAAGAGGGAUAGAAUGGAAUUUAGUCACUUACAAUACCAUUUUGUCUGGAUUUUGUCAUCCUGGUAUGCUUGAUGUAGCUCUGCAACUUUUUGGGAAAAUGCUGGCUCGAGGUAUAAAACCUGAUGCAAUCACAUUUAACAUAAUAAUGUUUACCUACUGUAAGCGGGGUAAGGUGAAGAUUGCUGUCCAACUUUUUGAUCGCAUUCGUGCUGGGGGUGACUGGCAUCCAGACAUAAUUUCAUACACCAGUCUUCUAUGGGGCCUCUGUAAUUGGAUUGGUAUAGAAGAGGCCAUCAGUCACCUUAAUAAGAUGAUAAAUGAAGGGAUAUGUCCCAAUGUUGCAACAUGGCAUGUGUUAAUCCAUUGUUUGUUUAACAACUUGGGUCAUUUGGGACCAAUUCAUAUCUUGGAUGAUAUUCUAGGUAAUGGAUGAGAAUGUGUUCGGGCAUUCUUUUUGUACCAAGGCAGAUUUAGAGGAGAAUUCGCUCUUGCUGAAUUGUUGUUUAACAUAAUUUAUUUUGUAUUGGAUUGUAGCAGGAUAAACAUUCUAUUUACUUUCAAGUGUGGUUAUACCAUUUUUUUUCUACUCAAUGUGGCUUUGCCUUCUACAUUUCAUUGCUUUUUUUUCUUUUCUUUUUUUACCUUCUAUACUGUAAAUGAGUCUUGGCCUUUGAAUUUUGAUUGAUAACCAGGAGAAAAU